Racocetra fulgida is the source of this 435-nucleotide messenger RNA. NCBI's taxonomy places the organism in Eukaryota, Fungi, Glomeromycota, Glomeromycetes, Diversisporales, Gigasporaceae. The record is from the annotation of a GenBank genome assembly.
AUGUCAAAUAUUACACUACAAUAUCUAUUUUUAGUUCAUUCUAAUAAUAUUUUAAAUUUGGAAUCAGCCUCUAAACCAACUAAGACGAUAUAUGCAGAAUUAUUUGAGCUAUUGAAGAAAGCAAUUAAUUAUGCAAUUAAUACUAAAAUCUAUUCAAAUUGUUUAAUAAGCUUAAAAAGUUAUUCAAGAAGUGCAAAUAAUAAUGAUACAAACAAUCCUAACAUCACAAGAUAUAAAGAAAGAUAUCUAAAUCAACUUAAAUCUAAUAUUAAACAAAAUGAUAAAGCCAAACAGCACUUAAGAAAUAGUACAUGCCUUAAUAAACUAAAAAGUUUAGCCAAAAAUAGUAUAGAAAAUGAAAGUAAUAUCAAAGUUCAUAAAUAUAAAAAAUGCAAACAAUCAGGACAUUAUGCUAAAAUAUAUUCAAAUAAGUAA